This is a messenger RNA of Thelazia callipaeda (thelaziosis nematode), 1776 nucleotides long. NCBI's taxonomy places the organism in Eukaryota, Metazoa, Nematoda, Chromadorea, Rhabditida, Thelaziidae. The record is from the annotation of a GenBank genome assembly.
AUGGUGAGAAGUCGUGAAUUUGGCAAACGCGGACUACCUUAUCUAACUCACAAGUGGUCUUCACUAUACACUCUCGAUGCAUUUACACCUGCUGAAAGAAGUAAUUUAAAUAACAGAUUUCUACCGGAUAAAUCGACUGUAGACGACCACUGUAGGUAUGAAUUGUGUCGCUGCUUGUUUUUACCAAAUGGAGAGUUUAUCGCCUUAGGUUCCGUUCCUCCACGAAGAACGAUUCGUGUAUAUCAUCGGCAACUAACCAAGUAUUCACUGUUUAAGGAAAUAUAUUUACCCGGCACAGGUCCUGUUACUGAUUUAGCUCUCAGCAAUCGUGGUGAUCGCAUAGCAGUUGCUACAUUUGAAGCUUUCCUACUUCACGUUCCUCGUGAUAAAUUUUAUGAAGGAUCGAGAUGGAACACUUUUCGUGCACAACCACCAUCUGAGAUUGGAGGAUUGAUGAGUUUAAGAGAAGCAUAUUAUUCCCUAAGUUACUCUUUGGAUGAUGAACACAUUGUGAUUGCUGGAUCAUACGGUUUAAUUACCAUAAUUAAUACUCAGGACUACUCUUAUAGUUUGCACCGUGCACACAUUAGUAAUAUUUCAUCAGUAUCCUGCUCACAUAUUAAUCCGCAUAUUUUUUAUUCUUCAAGUACGGAUGGAUUUUUUAAGAUUUGGGAUAAACGUUUGUUAAGAGAUGACAUUCCUGUUGCACUUUCUAGUAAAAAUGAUUCUGCUAUUAGUAAUAUUGAUAUUGAUGACCAAGAUAUGUAUCUGGUUGCUAGUAAUCAUAACAAUGUCAUCAAUAUUUGGGAUUUGCGGUUGUUGAAUAAGGUACAAGUAGUUAACUGGACUUCAGAUUAUAGUAAAAUGGUGAAAUUAUGGGAAUUGUUUGAAAUUGAGUUUGAAUUUAUAACCCUUGAUAAUUUAUCAGCAUGGACGGUGAAAGACCUCCAUCUCUUUGAAUUCUUUUGGCGCGUAAAAUUUUCCUGUACCAGAACUGGCCAGCGGUACGUACAUGGUGGGAACGACUUGGGAAGAAUUUCUAUCUUCGACAUUCUAACAGGGGAACGUGUCAAAGAUUUUACUGGUUGCAGCUCUACAGUAUUUGAUUCAGUUUGGAAUCCAGAAGAAAAUGAAAUUCUUGGCGUCACGGUAAAAUCAGCUAUUUAUUUAAGAAAUAACGAAAACCAAGUAUCUGGUUUAGUUUUGCUUGAUUUAAAGUUGUUUGAUAAUCAUCAAUUUUCAUUACUGCUUAAUACAAGCAUCCGCGAAAGCCAGACUGAUCUCGCUUUUGAGGGAGAAGUUAAUGACCCAUUAGUGGGUAUCACAAGAUCUAAGCAGGUGACAAACUUAAAGGUGGAACCACCUUCAAACAAAGAAUUGUUGCAAGUGGCAAACUCCAGUUCUACUUUAUGUGCAACUUUGGUACUACUUAUGCUGGUCAUGAUAAUUUUUGUAUUUCUAAAGAUUUGUCGAUUGGCUAGUCAAAUACGGUACAUUCACUGGAAGAAGCAAAUGGCUGAUAAACUAUCGAACCGUACACCUCAGGUAAUAACCCAGCACUGUCCAUAUCGCUCUCAAAAUAAUGCAAAACCAAAAUACAAAAGAUACAGGAAGAAGCUCUCAACUCCUAGCAAAAAGUUGAAGAUUAAUUUAUCGCUAUCUGCUAAGUUCGAUAUGAAAAGUGACGAGCUUGCCGAGGUUACUACCACUUCUGUACCAGCAAAAUCAACAAUGAUAUUAUCUCGCAAAUCUCAACAAGCUAUUAAUGAAAUUUGA